AAUUCACUAAAUAAAUCAAUUUGGAACUGGAAACUUUGGUCAGUUGCAAUCAUUCGAACAUCAUCAGAUGUUAUGGAGCUUUUCUAGAAGGAGCUUAGGUAGCAAUCGCUUUAGAAUACAUGAAUUUAGGCACUUUGCAAGAUGUAAUUAAGAAGUCAGGAAAAAUCCCUGAAGGCAUGUUAGGACUCAUUGCCUAUUAACUACUCAAAGGUUUGGACUAUUUACAUCGAACAAAGAAAAUCAUCCAUAGAGAUAUCAAGCCUUCAAAUUUAUUGAUAAAUAGUUAAGGGGAAGUUAAAAUCUCUGAUUUUGGUGUAAGCGGCUAAUUACUAAACACCUAAGACCAGCGAUGUACUUGGGUUGGUACAGUUACUUAUAUGUCUCCUGAGAGAUUUCUGUGUGAGCCCUACUCUUCGAAUACAGAUGUCUGGUCCUUAGGACUCUCUUUACUUGAAUGCGCUUGGGGGGUUUUCCCUUAUCCUCAUCCUGGAACCAACGAUACUACUCACUCCCUUGGGUUUUGGGAAAUCAAAGAAUACAUUGUUUCAAGACCAGCUCCUCCAUCACCUCCUGAUUUUUCCUAAAUUGGAGCUGACUUCAUAGCCAGUUGUUUAUAAAAAGAUCCAAGGUAGAGGAGGAGUGCUGCAGAAUUGCUGGAACACCCUUUUAUUAAACAAUUUGAGGAUGUGAGUCUACAAUAUUUAGAAGGUUGGCUUAACAUUAAUUAAUGA
Messenger RNA from Paramecium tetraurelia, 731 nucleotides. RefSeq lists its product as uncharacterized. Gene Ontology annotation, biological process: protein phosphorylation; MAPK cascade. Gene Ontology annotation, molecular function: ATP binding; MAP kinase kinase activity. The transcript has 2 exons. Lineage: Eukaryota; Ciliophora; Oligohymenophorea; Peniculida; Parameciidae. The annotation marks the transcript as partial. The record is from RefSeq and is a predicted model, not a curated record.